AUGGAUGCCACAACCAGCGGAACCCCGACUAUUCAAUACCAUAACAUCACUGACCAGACAAUUACUGCCAUUGUUGUUGCCACACCACUUCCGACUUUUCAAAGGCAACAGCGACAUUGCUUUGGAAACUCUACUCCCGGAGAGUUUCCUUUGUCUGCUAAUCCCUCUAUUGUUCUCCAUGUCCUUACCGCAUGUAAUUUGGAUCCUCAAGACCUUGCUAAACUAGAGGCAACAUGCUCCUUCUUCAGGCAGCCAGCAAACUUUGCUCCGGAUUUAACACUGUCAUUAUCGGAGCUUGCUGCAUUUGACAUGUGCCGGAAGAGAGCCAUCUUUAAGCCAAUGACAACAGAAGAAAAGCAAGAUUUGAAGCAAAGAUGUGGAGGCUCUUGGAAGUUGGUUCUGAGGUAUUUAUUGGCUGGAGAAGCAUGUUGCAGGAGGGAGAAAUCACAGGCAAUAGCAGGUCCUGGUCACAGCAUUGCUGUGACAUCUAAAGGGGAUGUUUAUUCAUUUGGGUCCAACAGUUCAGGACAACUCGGGCACGGCACCACCGAUGAAGAAUGGCGACCGCGGCCAAUAAGAACUUUGCAAGGCAUUCGAAUUAUACAAGCUGCUGCCGGUGCUGGGAGGACAAUGUUGAUCACUGAUUCCGGAAAAGUCUAUGCAUUUGGGAAAGAUUCUUUUGGAGAAGCUGAAUAUGGAGGUCAAGGAUCUAAAACUGUCACAACUCCACAGUUAGUGGAGUCUUUGAAAAACAUAUUUGUUGUCCAAGCGGCAAUUGGAAACUUUUUCACAGCUGUAUUGUCAAGAGAAGGCAGGGUUUAUACAUUCUCUUGGGGUAAUGAUGGAAAACUCGGCCACCACACUGAUCCCAAUGAUAUGGAACCUCAUCCUUUGUUAGGAGCAUUGGAAGACAUACCAGUAGUGCAAAUUGCAGCUGGAUAUUGCUACCUUCUUUGUUUGGCUUGUCAACCUAGUGGAAUGUCAGUAUACUCAGUUGGGUGUGGCUUGGGAGGCAAGCUAGGACAUGGAACAAGAACUGAUGAGAAGUUCCCUCGUUUGAUCGAACAGUUCCAGACACUAAACAUUCAACCCAAGGUAGUUGCAGCUGGUGCAUGGCACGCUGCAGUGGUGGGACAGGACGGCCGAGUCUGCACAUGGGGAUGGGGCCGAUACGGUUGUUUGGGACACGGGAAUGAAGAAUGUGAAGCAGCACCUAAGGUAGUAGAAGCAUUGUCCAAUGUCAAAGCUGUUCAUGUUGCAACAGGAGAUUACACAACCUUUGUGGUCUCUGAAGAUGGUGACGUUUAUUCAUUCGGUUGCGGAGAAUCUGCGAGUCUCGGUCAUAAUGCAGUAAAUGAUGUACAGGGAAACAGGCAUGCGAAUGUGUUAACUCCCGAGCUUGUGACAUCACUGAAGCAGAUCAAUGAAAGGGUGGUACAGAUUAGUCUGACAAAUUCCAUAUACUGGAAUGCUCAUACCUUUGCUCUAACAGAAUCAGGAAAGCUUUAUGGAUUUGGUGCUGGAGACAAAGGACAGCUAGGAAUUGAACUUGUUGCGAACCAGACAGAAAGGGUAAAUCCGGAACGGGUUGACAUUGAUCUCGGCUAA
Molecule: messenger RNA, 1608 nt
Organism: Lathyrus sativus (Indian pea)
Lineage: Eukaryota; Viridiplantae; Streptophyta; Magnoliopsida; Fabales; Fabaceae
Source: the annotation of a GenBank genome assembly